AUGAUAAUACUUCAUAUAUUAUCGCUUAUUUCAAUUGGAAUAACAAUUGCGACAGAUGAAUUAAUUUUCAUCCAAAUUGUUUGGCGACAUGGUGACCGUGCUCCGACAUUUGCAUAUCCAACCGACAUUCAUCAGGAAAAAGCAUGGCCAUACGGUUGGGGUGAACUCACAGAGCUUGGAAUGAAGCAGCAAUUCGUCCUUGGACAUCUUAUUCGACAACGAUACAUUGAAAGAGAUUAUCAUUUCUUAUCAUAUAAUUAUAAACCCAAAGAAUUGUACAUCAGAAGUACCGAUGUAAAUCGAACAUUAAUUAGUGCAAUGGCUAAUUUGGCUGGCAUGUAUCCUAUAGGAGAAGCUGGAAAGGAUUACCCAAAAUUUAAGCAAUGGCCAUCUCAUUGGACACCAAUUCCUAUUCAUACUGUCGAAAAUCAGGAAGAUUUUGUAGGGAACGUUUUUAGCCGAUGUCCUCGUGCCGAUCAAUUAACAGCUGUUAUUCGUUGCAGUAAGCAUUAUCGAAAUGUAGCUAAUGAAAAUAAAGAAUUUUUUAAUUAUGUAAGCGAAAAAAGUGGUAUGAAUGUGAAUUUGGACAAUAUACAUACCAUUAAUGACAUUCAUUAUAUUGAGACGUUGCAUAAUAUGUCACAACCAUCUUGGAUCACCAAUGAUGUUUCAAAUAAACUGCGUAAUUUAUCGAUAAUUGCCAAUGAAUUUUUAUAUGGUAUUUCGGUACCAUAUCUACCGGAAUUGAUUAAACUUAGGGGUGGUAGUUUAUUGAAACUUUUUUUGGAAAAUAUAAGCCAGAAGAAGGAGUGCUUAUCAAAUCCGGAAAAUUCAAGCUGUUCAUGGAUUCAACAGCGUAAAUAUUUUGCUCUUUCAGCUCACGAUACAACAAUUGCCGCUUUAUUAGCUACACUUGCUGAUGAAAAAAUUCUAAAGAAAGGUUUACCGCAAUAUACCGCUUCUGUUGCAGUAGAAUUGUGGAAAAAAUCCGAUAUAGGAUUCGCAGUAAAGAUACUCUUUCAUGAAGCAUUCCAUUAUCCGUAUCGUGCAAUAACACGUUUUACAAAAGGUUGUCCAUCGGAUAGUGAUUUCUGCCCAUUGAAUGUAUUCCUGAAGCGUUCAAAAAUUUUCCUACCUGAUGACAUUAAACAAGAAUGUUUACCAAAGAAGGAAAUGAAUAAAUUAAUUUCUAAAAUAUGUAGUAAUACUGUAGUUAUUUAA
Loa loa (African eye worm) is the source of this 1221-nucleotide messenger RNA. RefSeq lists its product as hypothetical. Gene Ontology annotation, biological process: dephosphorylation. Gene Ontology annotation, molecular function: phosphatase activity. The coding region runs from base 1 to 1221 and encodes 406 amino acids. The transcript is spliced from 10 exons. NCBI's taxonomy places the organism in Eukaryota, Metazoa, Nematoda, Chromadorea, Rhabditida, Onchocercidae. The record is from RefSeq and is a predicted model, not a curated record.